AUGAAAAAUCAACAGACACCCCAAUUAUAUCAGCUACCGCAUCCACUGCGUACUCAUCUACACCACGUCCCCAAAUCGCCGGCGAACGAAACUGUGGCGGCCAAAACCUGUGUGCAGCAGAAUAAUUCAACAAGACUGCUUCCUCAGUCUUCGUUACAUCCUUCACAUCUUCAUACUGCUCACAUAUUUUCCGAUCCGGAGAGAGCAGUCACUUCUGCUGUAAUUCGGGCAGUUGAAUGCCAGCAAUGA
Messenger RNA from Opisthorchis viverrini, 249 nucleotides. RefSeq lists its product as hypothetical. The record is from RefSeq and is a predicted model, not a curated record. Lineage: Eukaryota; Metazoa; Platyhelminthes; Trematoda; Opisthorchiida; Opisthorchiidae. The coding region runs from base 1 to 249 and encodes 82 amino acids. The transcript is spliced from 2 exons.